UAAACAAUCGACCACUCUAGCUGCAAAAUGAUUACUGCACGCGCACAGGCGCUCACAACACGGCUCCUGCAGACUCGCAAUCUGACGACCCAGUCGGCAGCCGCCCCGACACCGACGCCGACGCCGCGCCGCCUCGAGGGUCGUGUUGCGAUUGUCACUGCGUCCACCGACGGCAUUGGCUUUGCGAUUGCCAAGCGCUUUGGCGACGAGGGUGCGAGCGUGGUUGUGAGCAGCCGUCGCAAGGAGAAUGUCGAUCGCGCCGUGGCCGAGCUCAAGAGCAGCAACAGCGCAAUGCGAGUCAUUGGAAUCGUGUGCCACGUCGCAAAGGCAGAGGAUCGCAAGCGUCUCGUCCAAGAAACACUGAAAUCGUACGGCAACAUUGACAUUCUCGUCUCCAACGCCGCAGUCAACCCGGUGUUUGGCAGCAUGCUUGAGACUGAUGAAGCCGCCUGGGACAAGAUUUUCGAGGUGAACGUCAAGUCCGCCUUCUUGCUGACCAAAGAAGUGGCACCCCACCUCAAACCCAACCGCGGCAGCGUGGUCUUUGUCUCGUCGAUUGGCGGGUUUGCCCCGUUCGAGGCGUUGGGCGCCUACUCGGUCAGCAAGACUGCGCUGUUUGGCUUGACCAAGGCAUUGUCGCGCGAGCUGGGUCCCCGUGGCGUCCGCGUGAACUGCAUUGCACCGGGCAUCAUCAAGACGCGCUUUUCUGAGGCGCUGUGGAAGAAUCAACAGAUUGCCGACCGCAGCCUGGAAACAGUGCCGCUGGGCCGAUUCGGCACCCCCGAAGAGUGUGCCAGCACCGUGGCCUUCCUGGCGUCGGAUGAUGCCGCCUAUGUCACUGGCGAGAGCAUUGUCGCGUCCGGCGGCAUGCAGAGCCGUCUGUAGAUUUGCUCUUGUUGGGGGUUUUGGUGUAUUGCUGCACGAGGUGGAAUCCCCCACCCCCAUCCUGUGCAGCUGUUGUCUGGCCACUGCUGCUGCUCCAAGCUGUGCGAUGUGUUAUGUGGCUGUUUCCUUGAUGAUGCUUGUUGGAUUGAGUUUUUUUUUUUUUUUCGGUUUUGUUUUGUUUUGGAG
Molecule: messenger RNA, 1071 nt
Organism: Capsaspora owczarzaki ATCC 30864
Lineage: Eukaryota; Filasterea; Ministeriida; Capsasporidae
Exons: 3
Coding region: 28-885 (285 amino acids)
Molecular function (GO): carbonyl reductase (NADPH) activity
Source: RefSeq, a predicted model, not a curated record